Messenger RNA from Myxozyma melibiosi, 1722 nucleotides. RefSeq lists its product as uncharacterized. NCBI's taxonomy places the organism in Eukaryota, Fungi, Ascomycota, Lipomycetes, Lipomycetales, Lipomycetaceae. The record is from RefSeq and is a predicted model, not a curated record. The transcript is spliced from 2 exons. Bases 1 to 1722 code for a protein of 573 amino acids.
AUGACAACUAUGGACUUAGCGGAGUUGAGUAGAACAAGUCUUGCAAAGUACAUCGCGCACAGCGAUUCAGUGACCGCUGUAUCGCAGUGCGACUUUGAUAAUCAGAUGAGGAUGAGCGAAAUACGGGCGACUAAGCUAGAACAAGAGAAGACUAUGCUGGAGGAGGCAAACGUGAUACUGCGGGACGAGAUCAAGCUGGCCAGGAAAGACUACGAGAAAAUGUCUAGCCGGCUUCAGAAAUCAGUCGAUCGGAUCUCGAAAGAGCUGGCAGAGUCGCAAGCAUAUGCAAACAGCGUUUCUUUGCAAAACAGUCAGAUAUCUGCUAGAUUGGAGCAGACUGAGAAGAAACUACUUGCCGCGACACAGCGAGCGCAGGAGCUUUCGGAGAAGCUUCUUGCGGACUCGAACGAGAUUGCGACAGAGAUGGAGAAAUCUCACGAGUUUCAGAACGUGCUGCUCGAGGAGAAGUACAAGUACAAGGCGCUUUUGGAGGAGAAACUGAAGAUGGAGAGUGAAGUCACGCGGCUGAACUUGGAGCUCAAGAGUGUGCGCGACUCUGCUAGCGGCAAGCAAAAGAGCUUGAAAGAAACCUCGGCACUGGAGAAGAAGCUCAGGGACGCAGAGGAGAAGGGCAAGGCAAAGGACGAACAGCUGGCUGAAGCAAAGUCUGAGAUUACGAUGUUGAAGGCACAGGUUAAGGAGCUCGAGUCAAAGAGCAAGUCGCUCCAGAAGCAGGUUUCCGCGCUUGGUGCGGACUCUGCUAACGAGUGCAAAGCUACCGAUAAAUCGGACAAGAAGGAAAUUAAGGAGAUGGAGAAAAGAUAUAAGGACGAGGUUGCGGCACUCAAGACGCAGCUAGAGAAGCAAACAGUGCUGACGGAGAAAUCACAAAAGGAAGUCUCAAAGGUUAAGGAUCAACAAGCUGCUCUACAGAAAAGGCUUGAGACCGCGCAGAACAAGCUCAAGAUAUCUGCAACAGCAACGGCGACAGCAGCCGCAGGAAAGAAAGGCGGUAAGAAUGCGCCAGCUCCUGCAUUACCGACCGCACGACUGUUGUUUACUCCAGAGACUGAAAAAGAUGCUCGUCAAAAGCGUGGCAAGCAGAGCACUACGCUUCAAGACAAGCCUGUUGAGAAAUCCACAUUUUCAAUGACGCCUUUCUUGGCUCGACAGACUUCUAUUGCACCACUGAGUCCUGUAGAUUCGAAUGCAGCCGAAGGCGCUAGAGCCGCGCGCCGGUCUAUGAUCGGUGUGAAGCCUAUGCGUUUGGCUAUGACCAAGGAAGCCGAGAGUGCACCACUUUCUGAGCACGAGAGCGAGGAGCAUACAGAGCAGGAGAGUGCGACCGAAGGUCGAUCGGUCGAUGCAGAUGAAAACACGACAGUCAGCGCAGAGAAGACCCGCAAGCCUGUUGCGAAGCAGUCUAUGGCGCCUUCUACCGCUGCCAGUCUCGCUGCACUGGUAUCUGAGGAGCUGAGCAACCCCACAACUUCAGCUGCUAUGCAAAAGAAGAAGAAGCGGAAAUUGGGAGUCGCGAGACCGCCUACAUUGUUCGACGCCGCGCAGGAGGAGACUGAGCAAACUGCGCCGAAGCGGACAAAGGUGGUUGGCUUUGGUAUUCCGAAGGUUGCAGCUCCGGUUGCGCAGAGAUUCACCGCUGGAAAAGCAAUUAGUCCGUUGAAGAAGAGGAAUGAGAACUUGCGGGAUAUGUUCAAGCUCUGA